CGAGCACAGGUUGAAUGCUCGGUAACAAAGUAACGCAAGCCAAGCGUGCUGAGCUGAGAGGAGAGGAGAGGAGUGGAGAGCGGGCUGGAGAUGAACUUUAAUCUAUCGCGGCCAUAACUUUUCCUUUGAACUUUUCCCACACACUCACCCGUUGGCUUAUUAGGUCAGGGUGUGGAUGUGUGGCUUGAGAUCGCCCCUUCUUUAUUCGCGGUGUGGAUCUUUUCGUGAGACUAGUAGUUAGUUUGUAGUCUGCGCUUCACUUUGUCCGGGACCCUCUGAUCGCUCUGUUCGAGCUUCAGUCGGAAAUGGUGCCGUAAAAGUUUGUCAGCGAACAUCUCACAGCCACAGCGCCGCGCUCAAGUGGAUGGAAAGUACCGUGUUUUUUCACGUCUGCCUUUUCUGGAGAAAACGUCCUUCUAGCCGUGCAGGAUUACUAUGUUUCUUACUUGAGCCGCUGGCGUGAUUCCGGGCGAUCACCAGCACCAGCGGCAUUGUUCUGAUUGUUCUGCUCCGCCAGCAGCAGCACUGUGGAGCCUGUAACGUCCAGGAAUGUGUGCACUUACAUUUAGGCAGUAAACUCACGUGUUCAAGCGCUUCUGGAGUUUCUUACAGCUUCUCAAAAUGGAUAUUACCGUGUCUGAACUGAUGGCGAACUUCAUGGAGUCCCCGCUGGUGGUUUGGGUGAAGACCUUUGGGCCACUGGCCUCUAACUCGGAUGACAAGCUCUCCAUGUUCAUGGAGCUAGUGGAUGGGGUCUUCCUGCAUAAGAUCAUGACCCACAUAGAUCCAAAUCCUACAAACCACCGGGUGAACAAGCAGGUGAACAACGAUGUCAACCUAAGGAUCCAGAACCUUAGCACUGUUAUCAGACACAUCAAAAACUACUACCAGGAGAGUCUACAGCAGCUCAUUCUGAUGACUUUGCCCAACGUACUGACCAUCGCUAAGGACCCUUUGUCAGGGAAGAGCAUGGAGGAGAUGAAGAGGCUGCUGCUGCUGCUCCUGGGCUGCGCUGUUCAGUGCGAGCGUAAAGAAGAGAUCAUUGAGAAGAUUAAGCUGCUAGACAUCGAAACACAAGCAGCCAUAGUCUCCCAUAUCCAAGAGGUGACCCACAACCAGGAGAACGUUCUGGACCUGCAGUGGCUGGAGGUGGGGGAGCUGCCGGCUGAAGAGCUGGAUCCUCUGUCCCGAACCAUGGCCUUUCACCUCCGCAAGCUCAUCGACGAGAGGGAUGAGUACUCAGAGACGAUUUUGGAUCUGACCCAGGAGAGGGAUUACCUGCAGUCCCAGCAGCCCCCUAGCCCCGUGAGCUUCUCCAGCCCUGAGCGGCCCUCCCAGCUCUCUGUGCUCUCCAAAGAGGACCGUCAGCACCUGGCAGUGGAGCUCGCUGACACCAAGGCCAAACUGCGCCGCUCCCGCCAAGAACUAGAGGAGAAGACUGAGCACCUGAUGGACACCAAGAAUGAACUGGAACGGCUUGAUGCAGAGAUGCAGAAACUGAAGCAAGAGAACACUCAGCUGCUGGCCGAGGCACGGUCUGUACGGGCAUAUCGUGAUGAGGUAGACGCUCUGAGGGAGCGUGCAGGGAGAGUGGAUAGGCUUGAAACAGAACUGGCCCGGUUCAAAGAGAAACUGCACGAUGUCCACUUCUACAAAGCCCGCGUGGAGGAGCUGAGAGAGGACAACAUGACUCUGCUCGAGACUAAGGCCAUGCUAGAGGAGCAGCUGAGCACAGCUAGGGGGCGCUGUGAUAAGCUACACGAGCUGGAGAAGGAGAAUCUGCACCUUCGCUCCAAACUGCACGACAUGGAGAUUGAUAGGGAUAGUGAUAAGAAACGUUUGGAGGAGCUGCUGGAAGAGAACAUGCUGCUGGAGAUCUCACAGAAGCAAAGCAUGAACGAGUCUGCUCACUUGGGCUGGGAGCUGGAGCAGCUGGCUAAGAACAAUGAGGUCAAUGAAGCGCGCAAGUCAUUUGUGUUUGAAUUGAACGAGUCGACGUCCAGCCGAUUGCUGAAGCUGGAGAAAGAGAACCAGAGCCUGCAGAGCACCAUUCAGGAGCUGCGCGAGGCGUCGCUCAGCCUGGAAGAAGGCCAGCUCCAUGCCAUGGAGCUAGAGAGGGAGAACCAGGGCCUCAGCAAGAAGCUUGAGCGUCUCCAGACCCAACUGGACCAGGAGAAGCAGACCACACAGGACAUGGAGAGCCUGGGAGAGGAGCUACUCAAAGAAAAGCAAAGGCUGGAGAAAGCCCUGGAGACGCUGCAGGCAGAAAAAGACAAACAAAUCUCAGAGCUGGAACAGGAAAAGGAGCACCUGAAUCAGGCCGUCAGUGCACUGCAAAAGCGUGCCCAAGCAGACAGCGAGGCCCGCGUGCGGGAGGUGGAGACAGAGAACCGCGUCCUCCACCAAACCAUCUCAGAGACGGGCAGCCGGCUGGUGCGGCUGGAAGCUGAUAAGCGUCAGGCCACCAAGGAGCUGGAGGGCCUGCGGGAGCGCAGUGAGCGCUGUGAGGAGAUGGAGCGGGAGGUGGCACGUCUAGAACGUGGUCGCGAGCAGCUUCAGCGAGAGCUAGCCUCGCUCAGGAUCGCCAGUGAGCGUGCUGAGGCCCUGGAACGCGAAAACGCUAUCCUGGAACAGGACAACCGGCGGCUGAAGAAGCAGGCGGACACAGCGCAAAAUGCUAACGUGCGCCUUGCUGCAAAAGAGAAGGACCGUCAGCAGCUGUAUGAAGAGAACCUUGAGCAGCGGCGCGCCCUGGAGAGCCUCCGGCCGGCCGCUGCUCGCCUUGCCCAGUUGCAGCUGGAGCACAGUGAGCUGGAGCGGGAGAGACAGGAGCUUCAGGGCACUGUGGAAGAGCUCCGGGCCCAGGCCAAGCGCAGUGAGAGGCUGGAGCUCAGCUGCAGCAGCCUGGGUCAGGAGAACCAACGCCUGCAGCAAAGCCUGGACAACAGUGCUGCUAAAAUCCAGGACCUGGAGAGUGAACUGCGGGAGGCCGAGAACCAGAGCAAGGAGCUCCAGAGGGAGCUGGAGGAGCUAAAGCAGGCAGGGAGCCGAGCAGAGGAGGCAGAGAGGGAAAGGCGGUGCAUGGAGCAGGAGUUGGGCCAGACAGAAAAAGAGAGAAAGCAGCUAGAGAAGGAGGCACACAGGCUGAGGCGGCAGCUGGAAGCGAAGGAGGCGGUGCUGGAGGAGAGCUCACUCAGGUUGAGCAGCAUGGAGAAAGAGGGCACAGCCAUGAACAGGGAGCUGGCGCGGCUCCGAGAAGCUGCUGGGAGAGUCAAGGAAUUGGAGAAGGACAACAAAGAUCUGCACAAGCAGGUCACCAUCGACAAGAGGACCCUGGCCACUCUCCGAGAGGAGCUGGUGAAUGAGAAGCUGAGGGUGCAGCAACAGUGUAACGAGCUGGAGAAGCUCAGUCACGAACUAGAGAAGAUCGGGCUGAAUCGAGAGAAGCUGCUACAGGAAGAGCACAGUUGUGAGGACAAUAAAUAUAAAAUCCUGGAGACGAAGAUCGAGUCAACACUAAAGAAGACUCUGGAGCUGAGGGAGGAGAAGAUCCAGGGCCUGGAGUCUCGGCUGGAGGAGAGCAGCAGCUUGAACCAGCAACUGCGCACUGAGCUCACUACUGUGAAGAAGACCCUAGAGGCCCUACGGCAGAGGCAGGAGGAGGAGGCUGCUCACUCUGAAAUCUCCCAGAAGGCAGUGGAGCAGGGCCGGUGUGGCCCCAGCCAAGAGAAAUGGGAGACGGAGCAGAGAGAGGCCACCGCUGAGCUGCUCAAACUCAAAGACAGACUAAUUGAUGUAGAGAAGAACAAUGCAGCCCUGCAGACGGAGAAGCACCUCCUGAAAGAGCAGUUGAAGCAGCUGGACUCUCAGAACUCGCAGCUGAACGCUCAGACCCUGGCUUUGCAGAAACAGGCCUCCACACUGCAGGAGCAGAACACCACACUGCACAGAGACACCGCCAAACUACAGGUGGAGAAUUCCACGCUGAGCUCUCAGAACGCCUCUCUGUUGUCUCAGUACGGGGCUCUGCAGACUCAGCUGCAGGCUGUGGAGACAGAGGCGGAGGUGCUGCAGAAGCAGAGGGAGGAGGCGCGGGCGGCCCGGGACAGCGUCACGCAUGACCAUGAGCGACUGAUGGGCGUCCACGAGAGGCAGGCUGCUGAGUACGAGCAGCUCAUCUCCCAGCAUGCCGCUCUGAAGAGCAACCAGAGAGCACUGGAGCAGGAGCACAGAGCACUGGAGAACAAAUAUGUGGUGCUCCUGGAGCAGAAGGACGCUAUGGAGGCACUGGAGGCGUCUUUGCAGAGAGAACGGGAGAGUUUAGGCGAGGAAAUCCGCAAAAACACUCUGAUUCUAAAGGAGAACCGCGGCCUGAGGGACGAGAUGGACAGGCUGUCACACACGCAUGCGCAGCUGCAGCAGGAGUAUGACAGUCUGCAGCAUCAGACCAAGGAGCUGAAGACGUCUCUGAAUGAGUCUCAGCUGGAGCUGAACCGCUGGCAGGCGCGCUACGAUCAGCUCAAAGAGCAGCAUCAGGGUCUGGACAUCUCCAUGACCAAACUGGACAACCACUGUGAGCUGCUGACCCGCCUGAAGGGGAACCUAGAGGAGGAGAACCAUCACCUCCUGAGCCAGAUCCAGAUGCUGAGCCAGCAGAACCAAACUCUGCUGGAGAGGACCAUGGAGAGCAAAGAGCUCUACCACGAGGAGCAGAAGCAGUACAUUGAUAAGCUGAACUCAUUACGGAGGCAGAAGGAGAAGCUGGAGGAGAAGAUCAUGGAUCAGUACAAGUUCUAUGACCCGACUCCUAAAAAGAAGAGCCACUGGGUUGGAGCUAAAGCCAUAGCCAAGCUGAUUAAGCCCAAGAAGGAUGCUUCCCGUGAGAGGCCGGAGAGCACUCGCGAGCGAAUCCGCAGUGCACCAGACAUUCCUCUUCCAGAGAUCCCUGUCACCUUAGACUGCCCUGACAGCAGCCCACCUCUUCCUCCCCCUCCACUACCCCCUCGCCAGACCCGUCUUAGCCUAGACUCAUCAGUGAACCACUCAGUGGAGGAAAACCACGUCCAGUCCCCGGUCUUCUCACCCCCAACCAAUAACAAAGGUUUUAGUGACAGUGGCAUUUCCAGAUGCAGAGAGGUUUACAGGCCAGCAGGGGACAGCAGUGAGAACGUGAAUGGACACGAGGAGCUGAUGGUCAGGCGGAGGGCCAUAGAGCCAGGAGCCUCCUGUUCAACCCCACUGGACCAUAAUUCCCGCAUUGCACCAGGCUUCACACCCCCCAGCUCGCGGACAGGGCGCAGGCCUAUAGGAUUAAUCUCUGAGGAGAACUUGCGUCUGCACUCCCUUGAUGCUGGCUUUGGGUCUGGUGGCCAUGGAAACGCAGCAGGCCACAGGCCUGGCUCUGCCGAUUACAGCCGCAACACCUCCAGCAGCAGCUCUCCUGUCAACUCCAAAGGUUCUCUGGAGCGUCUGCAGGGCCGUUCUGCCAGUCUCUCCAGUGAUGAUGUAGUCGGGCUCAGUCAUGAGGGCUCUCGUCUCAGUCAGUCCUCUCUGCUGCCUCGGAGCUCCACCUUACCCUGUGAGACUCCGCCCACUCAGCGCUCCAAGCUACGCCCUGGCCCCGUCCGCCCUGCCUCACCGGGCAGUGAGAUGGUCACCCUGGAGGAGUUCUUGCAGGAGAGCAAUGCCCUCUCACCCCCCACUGUGCAGACAGGGAGUCGGGAGGACCUGAUGACAGACUAUUUCACCAGAGCAGGCCGACCAGCACCUCUGAGGGACGGAGCCAAAACCCCUACCAGUUAUGUCACCCCAACGGUCAAAACGACCUCAUCUGGAGGAGACGGGCGAGCCUCCAAACCAGGACACAGCGUCAAGCCCAGCAUCCGGCCUUCGGAGGUUUCCACACCCCUUUCUCAGUCUCAAACACUCCCUAACCGUGGAACCGGGAGCCGUCCAACAUCUCUGCAGCACUCGGGACCUCGCGGAGGGGCUAAUUUAAGUAGCAGCAGCAGCUUGAGUCGCACCUUCAGCCUGGCUUCAGCUGACCUCCUCCACUCUAACGGUCCUGAUAGCUACCGGGCUGAGGGGGGAUCACCUAGUCAGGCUGAAGGGUUCGUGAGGAGACAACGGGACAGGCCGCAGUCUGCCAGGCCCGUGAGCGGAGACCCCACCCACCUGUCGGUGGACCCCCGCCGCUUUUCUCUGGCCCAGUCAAGAGAUGAGCUGCUCUUGCCUGCAUCCUCCGCCUCCCCUCAGGCAGACUGGGGCUAUGGAGGCCGUCCCAGUGCAGCAGGAACCCGUUCCGGGACAGCUCAGGGACGUUCAGUCCCACAGCACCACCGCGGCGAGGUGGCACUAGUGACCCCCGUGCGGGCCGUCUCCAGUCUCAGGCUGGAGGAGGUGGAGGAGCACCGUGAGCCCAGGCACGCUGACCCUGUGCCACUAAAGAAGUCGGACUGUGGUGUAGAGGAGCGGCCUAUCAGCACCCCGGCCUCCCCAGACCCUAACAACGACCCACAGACAGUGUGGUAUGAGUAUGGCUGCGUGUAACCCAGGUGGAGGAAUCCCUCCCAUAGGUGCCUGGACAUUGUACAAUUAGGUCAAGCAAUCUCACAUUCUUAAUCAGGGCUUUAAGGAAUGGUGACAUCCACCUAAAGGAGUUGGUUAAGGUGAGGUCAGUCUGUCAGCACUCCCUCAGAAGGCUGCAGCCAACUCUGUCUACAGUGCAUUUGGGGGCAGCGAUGGUUGUUGACUUUUGACUGAUAAAGCUACAAAGCAAAUAGAUUUAAAAGCCCCAAAAAGCAUUUGUGAAACCUACUGAACCAACAAUGCAGAGUGUGCUCGCCUGCUUUCUAUAAACCUCCCAGUUCUACGUUCAGGACUCAUACAAAGCUUGGCGAAGGAAUGUGUUUGGGAAUGGACAUAGCUUAAGAAUGUAUUCCUUUUUUUUCCCCCCUCCUCUCCUCUAUUGAACACCAUUGAUUUCCAGCAGCUCUCUGCGGACGGCAGCGCCGGCCAGUUUGAGUUCUAUUCUGAAUGCGCAAAUCAAACAUUGGGCUUUUGCGUGAGGGACCGCUCCCUGGAUAAUCACAGAGUAAUUACAGUAUCCAUCUUUAGGAAGCAGAGGGGACAGCGCAAGUCCAUCAUUCAGACAGCCUCGGUGGGAUCGGUUACUGGAAGUGGCUCCUCGCUCUCGCUCCCUGCUGACAAGCCUAGCGCUCAACUCCUUUCCGCUGCUGUGGGUUACCACCUAUUUGCUAAGGGACCAGGCUUUUGGCUGUGCCUGUUGCUCGAGGGCACACAAAUGGAAGAUAAUGAACUAGAGGGUGAAAAUGAUAGAGUAAGAGAGAGAGAGGGAAGUAAAAGAGCGUUGAGAUGAAGUUGGUGGUGAAGAAUAAAGAGAGCAGGACUUUCUACACUGAAGUGACAUGUUGACUUGGAGAGGAAAACUUCUCGGGUUUUUUUCAUUUAUGUUUGAGGCAUUUCUAGUCCUCAGGGGCAUUUCUAGACAUGGUGUGUCAUCAGACAAUUAACUUUUCAACACCUGUGGGUUUUAUAUAUGUAAAUACAUUGAUAGAGCACUAUGCCAGCAGGAGAAGGCAGAGUCUAAACUGGAGUCUUAACACUGGACACAUUUGCCCUUUCUUUGCUUAGGUUUGAGUUUGUUUUAGUGUUGGAUUAGUCUUUACUGUACCAGUAACACUGCAAAACUUCCCAUGUUCUGAAGUGCUGGUUUAUUUAUUGUCUCCCAAAUUAAAUGACACUGUGUGUGUUUGUGCAUGUUUGCCCCCAAAUCACUUUGUUGUGUAGUAUAUGGAGCGUGCAGCUGAGUUGUGACAAACACGGCACAGUGUAAUUAAAGCAGGGAAGCCCCAGUGCACACAGCAAUUUGUAGACUGUGUUGUUUGCAUAUGUUUAGAACAGCACCCUGAUCUGUCCUGUUUCAUUAGUGGCACUCCUCAUUAGCAUGGCUUUUGCCAUGUUGUAAAAGCUUAAGAGGGGAAAAAAGAAGGAAUCGCUCCCAUAGGUGCUCGGACAUUGUACAAAUAAUUAAAUUAGUCUAACCUUUCAUGUGUUGAGGAAAAAGCUCUCUGGCUUACGUGUUGUUUGUCAGGGCAGUAAGGUGAGGUGCUUCUUGUUCUCCCUCAGCAAACCCACAUGAGUGCACUUAUUGUAAUCGGGGCACAAUCUGAACACACUUUCGGUUACCAAUGUAAAAACAUGCACCAUUUUCAUACACUACUUCACAAAGACCUUGAUUGUUACCUGUGAAGUUUUUUUUAUUUGAUUUUUUAAUUUUUUUUUUUUUUUUUGGAGUAGUCGCCCAAUAUGAUGUGUGUGUGUGUGUGUGUGUGUGUGUGUGAUCACUGUGAUUGAUACGAGUGUCUCUGUCCUUUUGUAUAGAAGAAGCUGUUGUCCAAAAACUGAACUCUUUGUAAUAAAGACUUUCCGAAUUAA
Colossoma macropomum (tambaqui) is the source of this 8457-nucleotide messenger RNA. It is a transcript of the gene ccdc88c, whose product is annotated as coiled-coil domain containing 88C. Gene Ontology annotation, cellular component: cytoplasm; centrosome. The record is from RefSeq and is a predicted model, not a curated record. Gene Ontology annotation, molecular function: dynein light intermediate chain binding; microtubule binding. Gene Ontology annotation, biological process: cytoskeleton-dependent intracellular transport; cytoplasmic microtubule organization. The transcript is spliced from 30 exons. Lineage: Eukaryota; Metazoa; Chordata; Actinopteri; Characiformes; Serrasalmidae. The coding region runs from base 622 to 6549 and encodes 1975 amino acids.